Monomorium pharaonis (pharaoh ant) is the source of this 7795-nucleotide messenger RNA. RefSeq lists its product as uncharacterized. NCBI's taxonomy places the organism in Eukaryota, Metazoa, Arthropoda, Insecta, Hymenoptera, Formicidae. The record is from RefSeq and is a predicted model, not a curated record. The transcript has 14 exons. Bases 2790 to 6968 code for a protein of 1392 amino acids.
AGGAACUGAGAAACCGUAGGUCCACUUGACCGAAACCGGUUGAUUGAGAGAACGCAUCUUGUCGGGGAAGAAUAAAAGUGAUUGAUAUGUAAAAAUGACAUGUGAAUUUAAGCGUUAUUUAGGAGAGAUCACGCAUUCUUGAUACUUGAACAUACAUUUUUUUCGACGCAGUCUUCUUCUUUCUUCUUUUCCGAAAGCAACAUAUGGCAUUUUUUGCGUCAUUCGGUGCUUCACUUCGGUGCCGUGUGUAUUUUGCCGUUUCAUCCGUUACAUUAUCGUAAAGGAAUAACUGGCUAUAUUUUUUUUUUGUUACAACAGUUGCAAUUCUAUCUGUUUCUUGUUACAGAAAACGCUUUUAUGUUAAUCACUUUCUUUCUUCGAUUAAAUAUCCAUAAGUAGAAUAGAUUAAAAUGUAAUUUUUUUAUAUGUAGAACACGUAUUAAUUUUCAUACGACAUGUUAAUAUAUCGGAAUUUUAAAUUUCACGAUACGGUAAGUUUCGCUCCACCAUUAGUCUCUAUGGCUGAACGUAAUAAUAUACCGCGGAUACAAAGAGAAAGGGAGGAAAAGAGCACGGCUAUGCUAGAAACGGUAUCGCCGCACAGUCGCGAGUCUGGUUUUUUUCUCCAACGAACUCCUGUGACGAACUGGAACUUGAACGAUCUCGACGAACUUGUCACGUGUGUCGUCGUGGCUCUUACUUAGCAGCGCUUCCGGACUGUAGGCGAUUAUGAGAAGCUGUAAGAGUCGCGAAACACACAUACUUAAUAGUCUCUUUCUUUCUUUCUCCGUGUACGUAGAAUAUCGGGGACACUAUCCGCUCUGCUCUCUUCUAUUUCUCUGCUCGCCUUCUACGAGCAAUGGGAAAUCUGGCACGCAUCACACGAGCGCUAAUCCGACAUAGCUCCGAGUACCUCAUCCAAGAAUCGUCCACUAGAACCGGACAUGUUAGACUCGUGAGCUUUAAGGUGAAACCUUUCUCGACCUGUUGCAUUUGCAAAAUACAUUAACUUAAUUCGAUCAUUAUGUGAUAUUUUCUUUCACUUUCAUGUUGAUUUUUAUAUUUACGUAUUCUAUACUGCAGUGUUAAAUGAUAUUUUGUGUUUAGGUGCAGGUGAAUAGUAAAGUAAUCAUAGAUCAAGAAAAUUUUUAAUUUUUAAAAAUUAAUUUUUUUUGUAUAUUUUAUUUUAUUUUUUUACAAAAUUGGAAUAUCAAAUGAAAAUACUAAUUCUCGUAUAGUUUAAAAUAUGCAGCCACACGCUCAAGUUACAUAUAGUAAGAACAGAGUUAUGUAUGCAAAACAAACUUGUAAAAUGACGUAAGACUAUCAUAAUAUUACGUAUCUUAAUCGUAUCUAAUGCUUUUAAUAGCUGUAACUAUCGUAAGUUUAUAGCGUGUAUGUAGUAUGUUUUUUAUGUGCUGGGUGUAAAAUACAAAAUAUCUACGAAUUAAAGAUACGCACAAUGAUGAGAGACUUUAGUAUAAUUGAUGGCUUGAAAGCUAUCUGUAAAUGGUAUGAAUAGAAUCCUCUUUUUUUAAUGCCUCCGAAUGAAAUAAGAUAAAUCUCUGUCAUGAAGUGAUUCCUUGGCGAGAGUCCUAAGUGACUAAUUAUAGAAAAAUAUAUAAAAAUACUAUAAACAUGUAUAUAAGAUACCUGACCUGAAUUUGGGCCAUCUUCAUACAUUGCUGACCCUCAUUUUUACUAAACAAAAUAAAACAAUGAUAAUACCCAUAUUCGGUACGUGCUUAUAACGACGUUGGCGCAUUUUUUAUCAUUCUAGCCGUGUUUUAUAUUCAAUGAACGAUAGAACGAUAAAAAAGUGUAUUACAGCGCGUUAUGAAUAAGUGUAAUGAUUUUUAGUUCCAUGUUCGCGCAUCUGAAAGAAAUAACUAUGACGCAAGUCAGACUGCGACAAGUAGGAGACUAGUCAUACAGUUAGAAAAAAUAGAAUUUUUUAAAAAGGUGCAAGAGGGCGAGGCGUGAGUUAAGUCGAAGCCAUGUUCGCGGGCCUAGUAUCUUCCAGACGGGAUAUCUUCUUGCUGAAAAAGACUGCAAUUUACUGAGCUUUACCUUAUCUUAUCGUAAUCGGCGUAAAACGAUAAUCCGCUUUCGAAGAAAAGCGAGAAGCGCUGUGCAAGCGUUGGAACGAAUGUGGAAUUAAUCGGCACACGAUCGCCAGUGAAACGACGCCGGUGGGCUGAGGCGUGGAACGAAGUGGCGAUGAGCGCGGGAUCGCAAGGUUACGCGAGGGAAAGUCCACCUCGUGCCGCACAUCACCCACACAAUGCCGUUUCGCGCAUUCCAAUUCUCAAAGUGAAAGACCGAAGCCCCGACAUUAAAAACGUCAUACAUAUGGAUAAAGCGCGCGCGCUCGCGCACAUAUGAGCGCCGUGCGGAUGCGAUGAUUGCGCACUCGCGCGGCCUCAUCCAGCCCACAAUACGCGUGCAGCGCAUACGCAUCGCAACUGCGAAAACGCGUGGAAAGCCGGUCUCGGUGCCGCGAGAAACCUGCAUGUUCUCCAGAAUAGCGAAGUCGGCGAAGAAAGGCAAGAAAUGCACGUGAAAUCGCUGACCUGACUUCGGGUUUGGAAUGCCGCGGUAAAGGGUACCUACCUCUCGCGCCCCGAUCAAAUCUGGGAGCAGAAGGAUCGAAUACACACGGGCGCAGUUUCCCCCCCAGUUUAUAAGCUACGGAGGAGGUGUGGUUAUGAUCGGAGCUGGUCGACCUCGUUUAGGACCGGGCGAUGAUGUAACGGGACUUUCGCUGUUGCUGUCGCGGUGAGGCAACAAUGUCCACACAAUGCAAUCGCUUUGUGCAAAACGCCUGGAAGAAGGAGCUCUGCUCGAACUGCUUCAAGCCGAAGGAGGAGCAUGCGCCGGCUGAUGAUGUCUUGCGACUGAAUGUUGAGAAGGCUUCCACGAAUCUGAAGAUUGAUCACCUUCAGCUGCAGAGUAUCCUUCGUGGCAAGACGAUUUGCCGGAAGGAUCAACGGAAAAAGAAUGUCGGUUUCCCCGAGUCUCUCACCGAGGUGAUCGGUUACGGCGGCGAUGACUUCUCCGACGGCGAGGAGGAGAGGGACGGGGGCCAGGGCGACUCCUCCAGGGCGAAAUCGGAGGAUCUGGUGCCGGACAGUGAGGAGGAGCGGGCGUUAUUCGAUUUGACCCGCGCGAACACGAACUUCAAUACGAUCACUGCAAAUUUGACAAACGUCGAGGACACGAAUGGCUCGCACGACACGGCCAAGCAGUCGACAACGUCGUGUGGCAAGUCCUUCGCCUCGUUGAUGCUCGGCAGGAUACAGAGAGACGCCGACGGCAGGAAGACGACUCUCUUGGUGUCCGUAACGCCCUUUGGCGGAGAUGACUCCGUACCUACCGCCAAAAGACCGACCGAUCGAAAAAUUAACGCAAUCAACUUGCAAACCAGUCCGUUCAGAGUAAAACCUGGCGAUGGCGGAUCAUUGGAUAACACUGUCGAAGUCGCAAAGAAAGUCAAUGGAUUAGAGCGGAAGAAGACCGAAGAGCAAGAACAAAAGUCGCUCCCGGAACUGGGGAAGAUCGUAGACAUGCCGUUGAUCACCUCUGCCAAUAUGAUUUCCAUUAUGCGGCGGGAGACCAUGACGGAUACUUCAAACGCGGACGCGGCGAAGACGCCGGAAACGAUGGCACAGAAAUACUCGCCCGUCUGUAAGAUCGACAAGAGGAACGCCACAAACGUUCCCCUUGUCAACACCGUUUCAACAACGGCGAAGAAGACUGAAAUCAUCGAAACGUUGUCGAGGAUGCCUGUCGUGCAAUCCGCGCCGAGUAACGACGUGGGAGAGAGCGUAAAGAGGACGGCGACGGGUAAAAGCGAUUGUGCGAAGGAACAAGAUGAGGGGAAGGAAGGGAGAGACGAGGUCACCACGUUGACGCCUCCGAAGAACGAGGAAGCACCAGAGAGUGAUCGCUCGAUCAACGGCGUCGACAACGGCAAGGAAAUCGAAGGGCGAGAAUGCGAGGGCGCGGAACCGAGGAAGUUCUGCUUCGACAGCAGUCGUGAGCUCGCGGGCGAACCGGACGGCAAAGCGGACGAGGAGGAAGUGACGGAACCGCCGGCGUUGCCCACGAGCCCGCCGCCGGUUAUCAUAACCACGGAACCGAGGGCCUCUUUCCUGCACGGUAACGUUAACGUCGACUCGAAGGCGAAGCCCGUCGUGCCGCAGAAACCGAUGACCUUUCCCGCGAAGGCGAGCCCGCACGAUGGACCGCUCGCCGUGAGGAAAAUUUACAACGGCGAUUACGUAUUACCACCUCCUUCGGUUCAAACCGUCGCCGGUAGAUUCGCGCAGAAUUUAGGUACGCAGGAUAUGAGCUCUCGAUGUUCAACGAAGAAGAACGUUACCAACGAGAUUUUAUCGGAACCCGAUCAAGUCCCGCCAACCAUUACAGCUCAAAACUCGGAAUCUGGAGAUCAGGCAAAAACUGCGUCGAAAUCCACUCUCUCGUUGUUCGCUUCCGUGACCGCGUCGUCAGCCUCGUCGGAAAAUUACCUGACGAGUAACGAAGAGGUGGACGAGAAUACCGUGCUAGACGAAGAGUUUCCGGAAAUCACUCCGGUUUCCAUUUCCACGAUGGAGCUCGUGCGCUCGCCGAACAAGAGAAGAUUGGCCCCGCGACCACCGGAGUCCGCGGAGGAUCUCCUGCCGGUCUCCUCUCUGUUCGCCAGGAAUCCGGGAGCGAAUCUGAAGUCCGAUUCCCCGGUCGUCCGCGAGAAGGAAAAGCGGGAGAGAUCGUCGUCGUGCAGCCCGAAGUUUCGCAAGGCGGUCUGCGAUCUGCCGGAUCCGACGAACGAGAGCGUUAAACAGCAGCCGGCCGAGUCCGUGCCCAGGAGAACGAUAUCUCUGUCGCAGGACAGCCUGGCGACGGAGAAGGAGGUGCGGGAGGAGAAGAAGCGGGGUAGAAAUCGGCGAGGCUUCUCCCUGAAGAGAUUUCUGCGGAUGGGCACGAGGAAGGACAUGGACAUGAUCACCGGUCAGACGUCGGGCGCGAAGACCGACGAGAUACCGUCGACGCCGCAACCAAAACCGCGAUUAGAGAUAAUCCAUCCGCUGGAGCUGGACGGUGCCGCUGUCGAGGUGGUAGGAAAUGACAGGAUCACUACCAGGACGGGUGAGGACCAGACGGAUUUCUGCGGUGUUAAAAACGACGGCUCGAGAACACCGCGGUUUCCUCCAUCUAUAACCGCGGCGAGACCCGGGAAACCACCCCCGCCGCCGAGGAACGAAUCCCUCGAGGAUUGGUCGAGGGUGGACUCGGCGAAUAAGCCAGUUAGACCGCCGCCGCCACGCGCGGAGAUCAAAUUGAACGUCAUCUCGUCGAGAAGCGACAAGACGUCGAAAGCCACUUGGAGGCCAGCCGCCUCGACGACCUCGGAUUCAAUUUACGCGAAUCUGGCAGCGGAGGAUGUUACAGGUGAGGUGCGCAGCGCCUUGGCACCCUCGAAACCCCAAAGAACCGCCAGCUUGAGGGACCGAGCAGUUUCCCAACUCGUCUCGAAAAGGAUGCUGAGUACGUCGGCUGAGGAUCAGCAUCGGGAUUACGACGGGCUCACUGCUGCACGGCCCAUUUCCGGCUCGCCGACAUCCAAUGACAGUCACGUAUACGAGUGCCUCUCGAGCUCGCCCGAGUGUGAUUCGAAUCUCGAGCUGCGGCACGGAAGCGGCGGCGGAUUUCGCGCGGCAUGUAAAAGGAAGUCCGACAGCAGCGCGAUGAUCGGGGAGUCGAAGGUCCAUCAUCAACCCUCGUUCGUGAGGUCGAUCUCGUUGCCGUACUGCGGCAGCGAGACCGAGAGCGAGCUUUACGCGCCUUAUACUUUCUAUACCGGCGACGAGGGCGCCGAGGAGGAUCAGGACUGGAAGAGCACGGACGACGAACCGAGGAUGGGCCGCUUAAGGCAACGCCGGGCGCGCACCGUCGUCCAUCGGAGCCUCGAGGAUAAUUACGGCGCCGUAGUUGUGGCGAAUCAUGAAGCGCUCGCCCAAUUUCUCGAGCAGGAAAAUCAAACUGUCCAAUUUCCGCCAAGUCUGCGCGCACUGAAGAACGCGAACCUUCUGUUGAAGCACUUCAACGUCGACACUCAGUCGUCGGUCUCGGUCGGUAGAAGAAUAUUUUGUCCGGCGAUGUGGAACGAUCAAAAUGUCACUCUCUGCAUAGCAUUCGAUUUAGCUAUGCCUAUGCCACAAAAGGAUUUCUAUUUGACGCCUAUAAUAGAAUUUGUGGACAAAGUGCCGAAGGAGAUAAUCGAGAAAGUCCGGCCGUCCGCGGACGAAGAUGUCGAGGCGACAAUUUCGGUUUUGCCGUGCCUGCACGUAACCACCAUACAAUCGUUCGGCUCGAUGUCGAAGGACAUAAACGGCGAGAGCGCGAGUAGAGAGGCAUCGUUCGUUCUUCUUCAACUGGUCAACGCACUGAAGAGUCUUCAAGCACGUGGGAUCGAGGACGCCAGCAGAUCUUUGAGCGACGUUGUGCUCUGCAGAGAGGACGUUUAUUAUCGGCUGUACCUACUGCAAGGAAGAUUAAACAUAGACCCGAGCGACGAGCCUGGCGAGGAACGGGUCUCCCUAUGCGAGUGCGCUUUAAUAGCACUGCAACAGUUGCAUCUGACGGGCGAGCUACCUCUGAUACAAGAUUUACUGAUACGCGAGAAAGCAGUCACUCUCUCGCAGGUAAAGUCCGUGUUGGAAUUUUCAUUGUGGGGCCCGGCGGAUGUGCCACUCGGCGGUCCACGAGAAAGGGAAGUAGCGCUUCAGAGAUGGCUCGAUCUCGAGCGGGCGAACGUACUUCACGCUCUCAUCAAGACCAAGGCAGCUCUGACCGUUAUAGACGAAUAUCAAUUAUUAUUCUUGGUACGAACUACUGCUAAAAUAAUGAGCGAGGCGUCGGUGCUCCUUGACGAGCAGCGUAAGCGCUUGGCGCAAAGAUGCUGAUGAUAUUCUGUAUAACGUUAUCUUUUAUACAUGACAGUGAGUUGUGCAAAUAUAAUAGCGAGAGAAACUAAUAUUUAACGAUAAACAGGAAAAGAAUAUCCGAACGCAAAGGUAUCUUACGAUUACUGUGCUGCAUUAACAUAACAGAUUUUUCCUUAUACGAUUAAUUUAUGUUUCUCGUUAUCGACAAUUUCUUUUACAGAUUUACAUAAAAACAAUUAUAUUAUUAACUUAUAUUAACUAACGUGGAAUUGAAUCGUACGUUCGCUGGUGAGGAGUAUAUAUAUGUUUAUAUACGCAGGAUAUAUUGGUAUACGUAUAAAUAAUCUCGGACAACAGCUCAAUGUUAUAAAUAUCUUACACGUAAUGUAAUAUCUGACGAUAAGAUAAAGGCGUUAGGAAUGUGCCAAUGCUCAAUCGAAGUGUGAUUUUGCACGUAUGGUGUGCGUUUCAAUGAUACGUUGCGAAUUCGUUUAGAGGUAGCUGUUUCAUAUGUCGUUUUCAGGAAUGUACGAUAGUAUUAUUUAUAACUAUUUAUAAACAUUUUACACACACAUAUGUAUUUGUAGAAAUAAACGUAAUAAUCACAAGGUGUCUGCAAGUUUCGCACUUCGGUAAAUCUGCGAUAAUAAGCACAAUACGGAUGCCACGCGCGCAUUUGAAGAAGAAUAAUUAUAAGAUUAUUAUUGACAUUAAUAUUAAUUCUAAAGCGAAUUGGCAGAGACUUUCAUGUUUUUUUACAGAUUAGUAUAAAAUGCUGAGUACCGCUACUUGCUGCUAAAGUGAUGUGAUAUGAAAAAUAUUAAUUAUACUAUUAUUUUCUCCAA